AUGGUCCCACAGCAGCUACAAGCUGGAGAAAACCUAACUCUUUGGUCUGGCUUCAUCCUCUUGGGCUUCUCUGAUGUCCCAGAGCUCCAAACUACCACCUUCAACAUUUUCUUACCUCUCUAUGUGUGCACAGUGCUGGCCAACCUGACCAUGGUGCUGCUGAUCAGCGCUGACCCCCAGCUCCACACUCCCAUGUAUUUCUUCUUGUCCCAUUUAGCUUUCAUUGAUUUUUGCCUUUCCACUGCUAUCAGCCCCAAAGCUCUGGAGACCUUCCUGCUGGGGAGAAGCCACAUCUCUUUCUUGGCUUGCUUUGCCCAGAUGUAUGUUUACCUUGCUCUGAUUGUCUCCGAGUGCUUCCUGCUGGGGGUGAUGGCUUGCGACCGGUACGUGGCUGUCUGCAAGCCUCUGCUUUAUGCCACCACCAUGUCCAGGGCGAGCUGCUGGAGCCUGAUGGUGCUGGUCUACACCACAGGCUUCCUCAGCUCCCUGCUGCACAUUGUCCUGGCAGGGAGGUUGUCCUUCUGCCAAGCCAGGAACAUCAACCACUUCUUCUGCGAGCUGCCCACCCUCCUGCUGCUCUCCUGCUCCGACACCGGCGUGAACGAGACCUUUCUGGUGGCCCACGCUGCCUUCAACAUCCUGAGCUCCUUCCUGGUAAUCCUGCUCUCCUACACCUACAUCCUCCACACCAUCCUGCAGAUCCCUUUGGCCAAGGGAAAGCUGAAAGCCUUCUCCACCUGCACUUCCCACUUGAUUGUGGUCACCACUUUCUAUGCUCCGGGGGUGGUUGUCUACGUGCAGCCUGGCCAGGCGUGCUGGAGGGACCAGGCAAAGCUGGUUGCAGCAUGUUACACCAUCCUCACCCCCACCCUCAACCCCCUCAUCUACAGCCUGAUGAACAAGGAGGUGAGGAAGGCACUCAGGAGGGUGUGGGUAAGGAAGCUGGUGCCACAGCUACCCCGGAUUUGGAAGGGUAUUUGA
Molecule: messenger RNA, 981 nt
Organism: Pogoniulus pusillus (Red-fronted tinkerbird)
Lineage: Eukaryota; Metazoa; Chordata; Aves; Piciformes; Lybiidae
Product: olfactory receptor 8I2-like
Exons: 1
Coding region: 1-981 (326 amino acids)
Biological process (GO): G protein-coupled receptor signaling pathway; sensory perception of smell
Cellular component (GO): membrane
Molecular function (GO): odorant binding; G protein-coupled receptor activity; olfactory receptor activity
Source: RefSeq, a predicted model, not a curated record